UAGUAGGUCGCGCUGGCAAACCCCUUUGUUCUGAGGAAAGGGCGCUCAAGCUGCUGUUUCAGUCAUUUUCAGUGUCUUUAUAUUUCACAGAAAAGAUGGGGCCGGAUUGUGAUUAAAGGGAGAUAACGCCGCACUGUUAAAAAAUAUCAGAAACAUUUUCACGAAAGCGACAGGGCAGCUGAGUCUUUGCAUUAACAUUUUCAAUCUCUUUGCGGCUGAUGAAGAGAAGAAGACUGCAGUGGUUUUGUACAGCCGGGGAAGCAUAUCUUUGAAUGAAGCAGUACAUAUGAAGCUGAUUCAACUGGAAACCGUUUUGCCCUUUAAAUGUAUGAGCAGCUAGGCUACUGGCUGGAGGGAUACGUAUCAUAUAAUGCUGACAUAAAGCAAGGGCAUCUUGAUGAGGCCAAGGACUGGAAAAUUACACGGAAUUCGGUCAUUUAAUUUCUUAAAACUUCCUGGACCGUCACCACUGAUCCCCAUAAUCACGAGGAAUGUUUCCGUUCAAUUGAGAUAGUAAAACACGUAGGUUACUCUGCAGUAAUAAUCGAAUGCUUAAAAAAAAAAAAAAAAAAAAAAAAAAAAAAAAAAAAAAAAUAUGAUGAUAAAAAUGAUUCCAAAAUGCCCCAGAACCAAGUUGCCUGUGGGGGCUGCUCUGUGUGUAUUUGUGAUCUGCUGGCUGUAUAUCUUCCCAGUUUUCAGGCUUCCUAGCGACAAGGAGAUUGUGAACGAAGUAUUGCGGCAGAGAAAAGCGUGGAAGAAAAAUCAAACAGGAAUCUCAAUAUACAGGAAGCUAGUGGGGGAGUGCUGUGACCCCAGGAACCUCUUUGCAGUGACAAAGCAGAACACACCGCUGGGCAAGAACCUUUGGUAUGAUGGAGAGUUUUUCCAUUCACUUACAGUCAACAAUGACACCUACUCUCUCUUCAUAAAGGAGAGCCCAUUGCAGUUGCCCUUGAAGAGGUGCUCUGUAGUCGGCAACGGUGGAAUCCUGAAGAACAGUGGCUGCGGUAAACACAUUGAUCAAACCGAUUUCAUCAUGAGGUGCAAUCUCCCCCCACUCUCCAAGCAGUACACAGAGGAUGUUGGGACCAAGGCACACUUGGUGACAGCCAACCCCAGCAUUAUUGAAAAGAGAUUUCAGAACCUGCUUUGGUCCAGGAAAGCGUUUGUGGAAUAUGUCAAAGCCUAUGAUUCAAGCUUCAUUUACAUGCCUGCUUUUUCCAUGAAGCCUGGAACUGACCCCUCUAUACGAGUUUACCACACUCUGUCUGACAUCAGUGCCAACCAAACCGUCCUUUUUGCCAACCCAGACUUCUUGAGAAAUGUGGGGAAGUUCUGGAAGAGCAGAGGGAUCCAUGCCAAGCGUCUAUCCACUGGCAUGUUCCUUGUCAGCUUGGCUCUUGGACUUUGUGAUGAAGUGACACUCUAUGGCUUCUGGCCUUUCUCGUUGGACUUGCAGGAGAAGUUUAUAAGCCAUCACUACUACGAUAAUGUUAUGCCUUUUUCUGGAUUCCAUGCCAUGCCAGAGGAGUUUCUUCAGCUUUGGCAUCUCCACCAAAGCGGCACUUUACGAAUGCAAGUUGGCCGGUGCGAUGAGGAAGUGGGCUAGACCUCGUUGCAUCUUAUCAUGGAGAACAAGCAUUGGCAUUUCCUUUGGACAUAUUUCUUCAGUUGAUAAGGGCAAGUCAUUUUAACAACUGAGCGUGUGACUUUUUAAAAUUCCUUUUUUGUUUAACUGUGAAUGCAAUUUGUGGGAUCAUGUAAGAAAAGAAAAAAAGGAAACUACUGAGAAAAUAGCUCGGCCUGCACUUUGCAAGGACUCAUUUUAGCAAGUACAUUAUGUCAUUACUGAUAGGGCUCAGGGUGAGGACAGCAUACUGUAAGUCCAUUAUUUUAUUUUAUUUUAACUCCAGCAUAAGCUCUUUAGUUGUAACAGGGCUUUCCAAGAUUGUCCCAGAGACAUCAAUCUGAACAAAUGGUUACAACAAUCCUUUUUCAAGCAGUAUAUACAGUAAUGUACACACAAACAAAUCCCAAGACACCACAACAAUAAUACGUAGAAAAGUAAACUAAUAGAUAAUCUUAAAAAGAUCUGUCUAAAAAUUGACAUCACAUUUAACAGUCAUAAACAGAGGAAAAGAUAUGCAAAUUAAUGAGUACCAGUAUCCAUUUUAUAUGGCGUGACAGCCGAAGUAUAGCAGUCCUUAUGGAACAGUCAGACGGCAAGAAAGGUUUAUUGUGGAGAUUGACCGUUCGUAGACUUAAAUAUCGUAAAUAACCAUUAGUGCUUUCAUCUGGGAAAGCCAGGUUAAAGUAGAAUACACAUUACAAUGGUGUGUGAAGUAAUACUACUCAUGCGUAAGUCUGCAUAUUAAAUAACAUGUCAAGCUUUUGUAAAAUAGAAGUAAUUUAGUCGCUGAUUGGUAAACGGAAUCAAAAUAUUCUAUUAAUGGCAAUAGUAACUGUUUGUCAAUAUAAGGCCUAGUGAAUCUGUUCACAGUUUAUGAUCUAUAGACAGCAUUCAUUUUAGAGUUGGUUCUUACUGCUUAAUGUAGGUGCUUUUUUGGAAUAUAGGCCUAUAUCUACAGCACCAAUAUAUUUUUCUAGUUUCCUAGCAAUCAAUUCUGCAUUAAUGUUACAUGAUGCAGAAGAAUCCAGGCUUAGAAAAAUGCUUUAUAGCACAAUUACCAGUUCAGCAAAGGUGUGCCAAUUACCAGUGUUGAACUUUGCUUUACAUCACUGCAUGGGUUCUUAACUGCAAUAAUAUACAAGGAAAGGUCUUGUAUAUUAAAACAAAGGAAAAAAACAAAUCGAAAGAAAUCUAGAAAAAUGCAGGAACAUUGAUUUCUAACAUUUAAAAAUGUGGAGACUGUUCACUUUGUCUUUUUUACUUUAUGGUAACAGCAUAGCUCAUACUUACAAGCGCAUGGCUUAAGAGAAUAAGGCUUAAACACUGUAAAAAAAAAAAAAACGUAUCUAGAAUAGGAUGAAUGAAAUCUGUUUGAACUCAAAAGUUAGGCUUUUCUACUUUGUACUGUGGUCAGCUUGAAGCUGGGAAACUGGUCGUCAUGGUCAAAAAUGACAGUACAUUUAUUUAGUGCUACUAUGUAUUGCUUAUUUUGUGAGUUGCUUCAGUACACACAUGUAGUAGCUAAACAGUCAUUGAUUGGUUGUCAAUUUUAGGUAAGCAAAUAUACUCGCUCCAUCCAGAUGCUGGUCAUCUGGGGCUCUAAAACCAACUAGUAACCAAGUAACUAUUAUAAAAAAUAAUAAUUUAAUGAAAUCUGUUACUAUUUUACAGUGGCUUAUUAAGGACAUUACGAAAAAAAAAACAGAAAUACGUUAUGUUGAGAUGACAAGAUAACAUUUCUUGUGAUCUCGACAAAACGCUUUUUAGUUUUUUCAUGUCCUCAGCGAGCCACCAUACCAUUUCAACAUGUCUUGAAACACAUAAAUAGGCAUUUACUGUAAUGUAUGGGUAAAAUCUUGUCUUAAAACUAUUUUACAUAAACUACAGUAAUUGAGCAUUUAAGCAAUACUGUUUAAUUGGGUUUGCCUGUUGAAACAAACCAACUCUGUGUGUCACAAUCCCAUUUUUCAACAAAUAGACUAUUCUAUAUACAUUAAAAGUGAAAUUAAGUGAUACUCAAAAUAUAAAAUGUUGCAAUUAAGGAGUUAUUAAAUAUAUCUGGUUUAUGUAUGUUUCCAAUUCCAGUAACCACUCUGAAGGCUUAUAAACAGAUUUUGGGCUUUGGCCACAAAAGCUUAAGUAAGGUACCAAUACAGGACAUUCCUACCAUUGUCUAUUGUAACAUGUUUAAAAUCCUUGUGCUCAGACCAGCUCCACAAUACCUAGCACUUCAGCAUAUUGUCUGUCUGUUUUCCUGUAUGUAAUCAUUUUUGUUCACUUUGAAGGUGUAUAUGUGCUUAUGUGCUUCAUGUUGUCUGAGAAAACACUUAAUUUAUCUGGUAGAUGCUACUAUACCAAAAAUAAGAAAAAGCUGACAUUUCAGGUAAAAGAAAAAGAAAGAAAAAAAACUUUAGCUACCUCGUGUAUAGUAAAUCUCAGUUUGAAAGCAUGUAAAAUUCUGUAAGUUGAGAAAAUCCUGUUUCCACUAAUAGGAAACAAUAUAUGUUUUGCUACUUAGAUUGCAGACAGAAAUAUCACAAUGACUUUCCCAUUUCUAGUAGUAUUCCCAACUAGAGGGUGAAAACUGGCAUUACUGCAUGGCAAAAGGUCAGAUUAGCCCUCCUUCCCCAUUCACAAUAUUUUUGUUCUGCUUGCGUAAAUCUGAAUAAUUACCUGAGUGCAGAAAACCUUUGUAAUAUAUAUAUAUAUAUGUAUAUAUAAACCUAAACCAACUCUCUGGCAAGUGUUCUCCAAAGCAACCAUUUCAAUGGCAAGGAGUUAAGAGAAAGUGCAUUCAUAGGGACUGAACAGAAUGAAUAUUGUUAAGCACAUAUACACCUUGCUAUCUCUGAAAUUGUAAAGUAGCAUUCAUUGGGUUUUUCUGUUUUAUUUAUUGUAAUAGUGUGUUUUAUAUCAUUUACUUUUUUUGGAAUAUUAUUUUUGG
This is a messenger RNA of Polyodon spathula (Mississippi paddlefish), 4574 nucleotides long. RefSeq names its product alpha-N-acetylneuraminide alpha-2,8-sialyltransferase-like. The coding region runs from base 596 to 1609 and encodes 337 amino acids. Lineage: Eukaryota; Metazoa; Chordata; Actinopteri; Acipenseriformes; Polyodontidae. The transcript is spliced from 5 exons. Gene Ontology annotation, biological process: oligosaccharide metabolic process; N-glycan processing. The record is from RefSeq and is a predicted model, not a curated record. Gene Ontology annotation, molecular function: alpha-N-acetylneuraminate alpha-2,8-sialyltransferase activity.